This is a messenger RNA of Orbicella faveolata, 769 nucleotides long. RefSeq lists its product as uncharacterized. The record is from RefSeq and is a predicted model, not a curated record. Gene Ontology annotation, molecular function: calcium ion binding. NCBI's taxonomy places the organism in Eukaryota, Metazoa, Cnidaria, Anthozoa, Scleractinia, Merulinidae.
AUCACUUGAACUUGAUGUUUACUGCCACAUGACUAAUGACCUUGGGGCAUGCGAAGGUAGCGGAUGGACGCUGGUCAUGAAAAUUGAUGGCGAUAAGAUGACUUUCCACUACGAUUCCAGUCUUUGGAGCAACAGGGAAACCCUCAACCCGAAAGGAGGAGAGACUGGUUUUGACUUGCAAGAGACCAAGAUACCGACCUACUGGAAUACAUCCUUCUCCAAGAUCUGUCUUGGUAUGAAAAUCGGCCAGAAAAUCAAGUUCAUUGUUAUCAACAAGCAUGCCAACUCCCUCUACUCACUAAUUGCUGACGGGCAGUACCGUGCUACCUCACUAGGUCGUGAUACUUGGAAAGAACUUAUUGGUUCGGAAGCAUCUUUGCAAAGCUAUUGCAACAGGGAAGGGUUCAACGCAGUAGCUAACUUUGAGGUCAAUGCCAAAGCAAGAAUCGGUUUGAUCAGUAACAAUGAAGAUGACUGUGGUACUUGUGAUUCUAGAAUCGGGUUUGGUAGUGGAGGUUACCCAGCCGACACCAACACUUGUGGCAAUGCGGCCAUGGGGACAGCAGAUAAUGGAGACAAGACCAUCAAAGCCAUCGGAUACAUCUUGAUUCAGUGAAACUCGUAUACGCAUGUUAUCUACGUUCAGUGGAACCCCAGUUUUACGAUAUGGCAAGGGGACAACAAAAUCAUAUCGUGAAAUCGCGAUAUCAUCAACUAAUGAUAUCAGGAUAUGAUCAAUAAUAAAAUUUUAAUUGCGAGUGUAAUCAAU